UCAGAUUCCAGCAGCGUGCAAAGCAGGAAGUCUUCACAUCAAACCAUGGAGUACAUCUAUGCAUCGAAGGAGAGCAACCACCCAACGACAAGGAUUGAAUUUAAUUGCUUUUUUUGCUCUUAAAAGCCGGUGAGAUGGAGGACAUGGUGACAGACAGCAGGGAUGACCCACAGACAGACUUUAUCUACUGUUUUGGAGCCAACACAGAGGUCCUUAAAUUUGGUUCCUGUCAGUUACAUUCUGGACACAAAAUUCUUUUUCUCAUCAUUCCAGGUAAUCCUGGUGUAGUGGGCUUCUACAGAACCUUCAUGCAAACACUACAUAGAAUGUUUGGCUAUCGCCACCCAGUGUGGGCUGUAAGCCAUGCUGGCCAUUGUGUACCUCCAGACUCCAUGGACAUGGUAGAAGAUGCAUCCUUGGCAGCAGAGGGAGAUGUUUUUGGUCUGAAUGGGCAGAUUGAACACAAGCUAGCCUUCCUCAGGAAAUAUGUUCCCAGAGAAACCGGCCUCAUCCUGAUUGGGCACUCCAUUGGCUGCUACAUUAUUCUGGAGAUGAUCAGGAGAGAUCCAGAACUCAAGGUUCUGAAGGCUGUCAUGCUGUUUCCUACCAUUGAGCGCAUGGCUCAGACUCCUCAGGGGAAGGUCAUGACCCCUGUGCUGUGUCAGAUGCGUUACGUGGCCUACCUGCCUCUCUUCCUGCUCUCUUUGCUGCCUGACAGACUCAAAACCAGCCUGAUCAAACUGGUGUUUGGGGGCAUUCACUCUCUGGACCUCAGUGUAGUCCAGCCUACUGUAGGUCUACUCAGUGGAGACUGUGCAGCCAAUGCUAUGUACAUGGGUGGUCAGGAAAUGAAGAAAGUUCUGGAAAGGGACAACAUAACCAUCAGGAAAAAUCUUGAAAAGCUUAUAUUUUAUUAUGGAGCUACAGACCACUGGUGCCCUAUACAGUAUUAUCUUGACAUCAAGAAGGACUUCCCUCAUGGAGAUAUCAGACUGUGUGAAAAUGGGUUCCGACAUGCCUUCGUCCUGGAUACAGGAAGAGAAGUUGCCAAAAUGGUGGUAGAAUGGAUCUCUGGAGAUCUGACGACGCAAGUCCUUUAGUCUUUUCUUGUAGUGAUGACCCUGAUCAGCAUCCACACCUGCCAGCCAUGUUCAGUGGCAAAGACUGAUUUUUUUAAUUAGCAGAGAUCAUGGAAUUGAUUUUAGAAUGAAGGUGCAAAGCUAUCAGAUAUAAAAUGUAAUAUAUACUGUAUUUAUAUCAUGGUGUAGUUUGCUUUGGAGUACGAUGAAAAAAUUAAGAUGACACCUGAUAAAAAAUGGUGGCACUCAAUGAUUCCAAUCUCUGUCAAACUAAUAAAUGUUUUCUAUUAAAACAUUACAGUGUUGUAUGCAGUAUCAGCCUCCAAAGAUAAAGUAAGAAGCCAUCAAACUAACUACUGUAGCACUUCUUCUUCUGUGAAUAUAAGUUCUUUCAUGUUGCCAUCUUGCUUUUUUUAAAUUUUGUGGUAUUUUUAUUUUACAUUCUUUUUCACAUAUACAGUUAUGUGUAUAUUUGAAUUCAUUCAUUCCAUUGUGUGAAAACUUAAACAGCAAAUGAAAUGUUUUUUCACCUGUUGUAUUUUUCAUUGACCGGCAUCUGUUGCUGAUACUGUGCUGUGAAACAUCAGAGCUGCCUAUGAUUGUAAUGAAAUCUUAUUGAAUAGCCACAGAUGUCAGUUAUAGGGUUCUAAGCACACCAUGGAAAACUAAAAACUAAUUAUACAUGUUGCAUACAGUAAUAUGUAGAAACUGAAGCUUAUGUAUGGUUGACAAAGCGAGACUCAAAUUUAUUUUUUAAGGAAAUUCUUAAACUAAUUUCAUUUCAAACUAGUUACUUGUGGACAAAUACAUGUAGCCUAACUUGUGCAUGUUGUUUUGAUGAUGCACUGCACUGACUUGGACUUUGUGUUCCUUUGCAGACAUUGUACCAACUAAGCUGCCAAAUAAAUGAUAACAGGUUUAGUAAAGAAAGGAAAGACA
Messenger RNA from Lates calcarifer (barramundi perch), 2018 nucleotides. RefSeq names its product lipid droplet associated hydrolase (gene ldah). The record is from RefSeq and is a predicted model, not a curated record. Lineage: Eukaryota; Metazoa; Chordata; Actinopteri; Centropomidae. Gene Ontology annotation, molecular function: lipase activity. Gene Ontology annotation, cellular component: lipid droplet. Gene Ontology annotation, biological process: lipid storage.